AUGGAACACACCCAAGCAUCGCCAUUUCUCAAGCCCGUAAUCACGCCCAAGCGCAAAGCCCAGAUCUCGACAGCACCAGCCGCUUCUUCUCAGUCGGUACAACAAAGGCAGAUUGAGGAGAGAAGUGAACUGGCGCAGGCAAUUCAACGAAGUCCAGACUGGAGCAACGGAAGCCUGCAGCCUGCUGGGCUGUUCAGUCGUGCAGCCACUCGAGGCAGUUUCUCACUUGGAAGCAUAUUGAAUGCUUCAGAAUCGACCACUUCAGAGGCACAGCAAGAAGAGUCGCGGGUCCCUGCAGAUGAUCCAAUUCAACUUGGUCUCCUCAAUUCUUCCAUCGCCUCGUCUCUGUUCGAAAAUUUCAUGGAAUCUCUCAAUCCAUACAUAAGCCAAUUGGACCCGUACCUGCACACCUUCAGCCGGAUCCGACAGGAGUCUUCAUUCCUUCUGACGGCAAUCCUAUCCGCAGCCUCAAAGGCAUUCAAUCCUGCUCUAUACAAGAGACUCCGCGACCAUGCAGAAGGUAUCCUUGCCUCUACGUUCAGAAAAGGAACCAAAUCAGUUGAGACUGCCCAAGCGGUGAUGAUCUUGACCUAUUGGAAAGAGUCUGAAGACACACGUGCCUGGAUGCUCCUGGGAUACGUGAUCAGGAUGGGCAUGGAAUUGGGCUGGCAUCGGCUGGCUCCUUAUUCGCCGCAAUCAAACGCGGCCAUGGACUUGGAGCGACGUCAAGCCAGGAACAUCGAGAGAACCUGGCUGAUUCUCUUUGUUUACGAUCGAAGCAUGAGCUUACAAACUGGAAAGCCGUGGAUGAUUGAACGAAGUGAGUUCAUCGAGUCUAUUGAGCCAUGGUGUAAAGAUGCAAUGGCUACUACUGGUGAUUGCCUGCUCGGUGCGCUGGUAACACUACGACUGUUGAGUUCAGAGGUUUUCAGGCUACUGGGACCGAGGUCAAGUCGAGUUCGCGCCAGACAACUACACAGUCUCGAAUCUCUCCUUGCAAUUAUCAAGAGCAGAAUCGAGGAGUGGGAGUCGAGGUGGCUCAGGGUCGCAGAUACAGACAGCUGCCAUCCUUUUUUAAUCCAGUUCUAUGGCACACAUCUCAAGUUACAACUGUUCUCUUUGCCAUUACAGGACAUCUUAGCACAGUCGGAUCCAAACAUGACCUACCAUAUGGAGGCUCUCUGGGUUAGCUACUCAAGUGCCCUGGAGAUGCUGCAUCUCAUCUGCCGUCACUCUUCUUGGCUUUACUUUACCCAAGACUCUGUUCAUGUGAUGACUGCCUAUAGUGCAGCAUUCUUGAUCAAGCUCAUGCUAUCUACGUCCCAUUCCAUCGCCGGCCAAAUUCAACCAGCCAUUCAAAGUGCAAUUUCGGGUGCAGCCUUGGUUUUCUCCCAGCAAGCUGCGCCGCCGGGCUCGAGUUGCGCACUUCAGUCAAGGUUUCUCGACAACAUCUUGGCUAGAAUCUCCAAGCCCUCAGCCGAGGCGUCGACGGUAACAGAUCUUCCUGAGCAUCGUGACCAGCUUCGGGCUGGCGAGCGGGACACGACACGCGAGAUCGGGUAUGCCGCAACUUCAGGUCGAGCUUUCGGCCAGGCGGAAGGCGCACUGAGUUUGGAUUUCGCAGAUGAUGAGACCUGGGUUGGACUCAUGGCUGAAGCUGGUUUCAAUACUCAAGAUGGUGUAUUUUUUGCUUGA
Molecule: messenger RNA, 1695 nt
Organism: Colletotrichum abscissum
Lineage: Eukaryota; Fungi; Ascomycota; Sordariomycetes; Glomerellales; Glomerellaceae
Product: fungal specific transcription factor domain-containing protein
Exons: 6
Coding region: 1-1695 (564 amino acids)
Biological process (GO): regulation of DNA-templated transcription; DNA-templated transcription
Cellular component (GO): nucleus
Molecular function (GO): DNA-binding transcription factor activity, RNA polymerase II-specific; zinc ion binding; transcription cis-regulatory region binding
Source: RefSeq, a predicted model, not a curated record